Messenger RNA from Amphibalanus amphitrite, 4454 nucleotides. RefSeq lists its product as uncharacterized. The transcript has 9 exons. Gene Ontology annotation, cellular component: nucleus; cytoplasm. NCBI's taxonomy places the organism in Eukaryota, Metazoa, Arthropoda, Thecostraca, Balanomorpha, Balanidae. Gene Ontology annotation, biological process: protein phosphorylation; intracellular signal transduction; mitotic cell cycle. The record is from RefSeq and is a predicted model, not a curated record. Gene Ontology annotation, molecular function: histone H3T3 kinase activity; ATP binding. The coding region runs from base 956 to 4138 and encodes 1060 amino acids.
CCCGGCGCAGCGUGCGCCACCCUCCGGCCGUCCAGUACCGGGAGCCCGACUCGGCCGAGUCCUCCCCGCUGGCCUCCAGCUCCGGUGCGGGCCGCUCGGGCCAGUCGUCCGCCGCCUCCAUCAGCUGGUCCGACGCCGAGACCACGUUCGACCGGCUGCUGCGCGGACAAGUUUUUCAGAAGGUGAAAAUCCGAGAUAACCCACUGAAUGAAAGCUCGUUCUCGAGCAGCGCUGACCAGGCGCCGAGCAUUCGUCUGUUCGAGUCACCGUCGGCGCCGCCGCCGGUGCCACCCGGUAAAACCGAGAGACGACGUGGUAAGGAGAACCGCCCGGCGAAGGCGUACGGCCGUGCCUCGAAGCGCUCCAGCACGGUGCCCGCCCGUGCUCGUCCGAGUGUGAUCUUCCCUGCACCGGACUCCGACUGGAGCGGUCCCUCCAAGGGCCGCGACAGCGUGGCAGGGGCACAGACAAGGCGCCGCGAUGUGUCGGAAGGACUGCGCUCCGUGGAGAGAAAACGCGAUGAGUCGGGACUGGUGUCAGUGGAGCAGCGGGACGGCGAGGCAUCAGGUCUGUUUGGGGAGCCGAAAAUGGUUGGCACCCCCGCAGUGCCUAGCCGGCGUCUGUUGAGCGCCGCCACCGUCGGACCUAGCGCCAGCACUCCGGUGGCGGGCCGUCUGUGGUCGGCCUCGCCGCUGGUCUCGCCGUUCCUGCCGGCCGCGGAUAGUGUGCGCACCGUCACCCCCGGCGCCAGUCCCGAGCUGGUCGUCGUCGCCGGCCGAGCUCAGCCCGACAGGAGCGCUCACGGAGACAGCGUCGUUGUCCCUGGCCCGCCUCCCUCCCCCGACCUGUUCUCUCUGCUCCUGCUGUCACCGCUACGUCCCAGCCGCUGUCACCUCCCCGGCUGUCACCUGAGGCCAGCCCAGCUGUGGGACAGUCACAACAGGACAGCUUAGCGAUGGGACAGUCACAUCAAGACAGCCCAGCGGUCGGACAGUCACACCAGGCCAGCCCAGCAGUGGCACAGUCACAUCAUGCCAGCCCGGCGGUGGGACAGUCACACCAGGCCAGCCCAGCGGUCGGACAGUCACAUCAGGACAGCCUAGCGAUGGAACAGUCACACCAGGCCAGCCCAGCGGUCGGACAGUCACAUCAGGACAGCCUAGCGAUGGAAUUACAGUCACACCAGGCCAGCCCAGCGGUCGGACAGUCACACCAGGCCAGUCCAGCGGUCGGACAGUCACAUCAGGACAGCCUAGCGAUGGAAUUACAGUCACACCAGGCCAGCCCAGCGGUGGGACAGUCACACCAAGCCAGCUUAGCGGUGGGACAGACAAUGCCGGAGACAAGCGUGUUGGCAACACGGGCGCACCAGGAGACGAGGCUGUCGGUGGAAGGGGCCGACGACUCCAUAGCCGAUGGUCCUGUGGACAUGCUGCCGCGCUACAGGUCGGCUGUGUUCUCAUCGGACGAAGAAGACGAAGAGCAGGAGACUGCUGAGGCGCCUACAGGUUCGGUCGAGGCGCGGUCGGGACUCGUUUCUGGCGAUGGCGCGUCGCGCCUCUCGUCCGACGAGGUGCGGUCUGAUCUGUCUCGAUUUGCCGACUCGAAGGUGGACGCCGAAUUGGGACAGGAUGUGCCGGCUGCCCCCAUGGACGCUACCGAUGGGUCACGGUGGUUUUCUGCGGACAGGUCCGGUACCGAUCCGCUCAGUUCGCGCCAGACGAACCUCGACGGUGCGUCGCCGCUAGUCGACUGUUUCGUCCGUGUCCAGAGACUGAGUUCCGAUGAGCUCCGAGAGCUGACGGGGGCGGGCAGCGACUCUGGAGCUGCGGAUGUCUCCGAGGAUCCCGCGGAGAGCGACGCAAAGAUGUCGCCCUCUUCCUCACAGAGCUCCAUGGGAAGGAUGGCCGAGUGUUUUGUCCACCUGUGUCGGUUGGAAGAAGUGGGGGCGGCCCGAGACCCAUCGCCGGCGGCCGAAGACACCAGCGGAGGAGAGGAUAGCGGUCUGUGGAAGGAAGACGCUUCUGACGCGACAAAGGUCGAGUCGGCGGCGGAUGACGGUCAGAUGGAGGUGGACCAAGGUCCACUGGAGGCGGACCAAGGUCCACUGGAGGCGGACCAUGACGGCCCACUGGAGACGGACCAUGGUCCUUCGGAGGCCGAUGUAUCGCCGCUGCACCUGCCGCCAUUGCUGUCGCCUGAUCGAGACGAGAAGAGCCGGCCGCCGGCCGCCGCCGCCGCUACCACUCCGUCUCUGGGCGCGGUGCUGCUGGCGCUGCGAGCCGGCAAGGGCUGGCGCCGCUCCUUAUGUCAGGUGGACGCGGCGGCCGCGGACGGCGGGCUGCGCGACUGGACAGUGACGCCCCGCCACGCCUCUGACCUGCCGGACCGUCGGCGGUCGCUGCAGCCGGGCCGCGGCGGACAGGAGGAGCCGACUGGUUACACGUCACGGCUGCGUCCCCUCCGCAGCCGCCGCACCACCCUGGCAACGUACGUGGAGGAAGAGGAGGAGGACCAAGAGGGAGACCGGGUGCGGUCGCUGAUGCCACCUCCGCCGCCGCCGCCCCAGCAGCAGGAGUUUGUGACUCACACACUGAGGAGUGGCCGCCGAGUGUCGAUGGCGCUGCCCGCCCCUCCGCCACCGUCAGAGGUCGAGUGGCGCACGCCGCGGGACGCCCGGCGGUCCGUGGCGUUACCGUCCAGACGGGUCUCCGAGAUGGGCACCACCGGGCCCCAGGCGCGCCAGGCAGGCCGGCGCUCGAUGCAGCUCUCCCACCGGGAGCUCUCCGAAGAGCAGUACUCGCGAGCGAUGGCCGCGUUCCAGGCGCUGCGGGACUCGCUGCCGGCGCUGGCCACGCCGCGCGCCGCCGCAGACCGGACCGGUGGCGGCGGGGACGCGCUGUUUGCUUCUCCCGUUCUGCCGGGCGCGGCCGAACGGCGCUCGGUGCGCGUCUCGAUGGCCCCGCUGUCCGAGUGUGUGCCCACGCCGCGGCGGCGCUCCGUGCUGCCCGUCGGGUUCAGCCCGGCGCCCAAACACCGGCGCUCCUCCGUCUACGUGUCGACCGACGAGGCGGAGGCGACUCUGCAGAACGGACCGGACGUGUCGCUCAACUACGACGACCCAGCUGCCAGGGUUCUGGAGCUGUGUGGCCUGGAGCGACCGGCUAGCUUCUUACAGUACUCUCGCAGGCACAAGGUGACCAAGAAGAUUGGCGAGGGUGUGUACGGAGAGGUGUUUCUCUGCGAGACCAAGACGUCCCGGUCGGUCAUCAAAAUUAUGCCAAUCGAGGGCGACUUUGAGGUUAACGACGCGGCUCAGAAGAGCUACGGAGAGGUGUUGUCAGAGCUUCUCAUCUCAAAGUCGCUGAGUGACCUGCACGCGGGCAAGGAGCACGCGGCAGAGGGCUACGUCCGCCUGCUCUCGAGUCACGUGGUGCGCGGCGCGUACCCGGCCUCCCUGAACAAACUCUGGGACAAGUUUGACCAAGACAAGGGUUCGGAGAACGAGCACCCUCGGGUCUUCCCCAGCGACCAGCUGUUCCUGGUACUCGAGUAUUCACACGCGGGCACGGACCUGGAGAACUUCCAGUUCCGGGACGUGGACCAGGCGAUAGCCGCCUUCUAUCAGGUGGCCUUCAGUCUGGCCGUGGGUGAGGCGGCGCUCGAGUUCGAACACCGUGACCUCCACUGGGGUAACGUGCUGCUCCGAGAGGAGGACACUGACCACCUCCCGGGCCUGCUGGGUGGCCGCCGGUACCGUCUGCCCACGGCCGGACUCCGAGCGACCAUCAUCGACUUUACUCUGUCGCGGCUGCGCGCCGACGGCGCCGUGGUCUACAACAACCUGGCAGAGGACCCGACGCUGUUUAAUGCGCACGGGGACCAUCAGUUCGAGGUCUACCGCCAGAUGAGGACAGCCACGGACGACCGGUGGCGGCAGCACUGCCCGGUCACCAACAUCCAGUGGCUGUACUACCUGGCCGACAAACUGUGCGCCGGCUGCGCCUACGAGGGCGCCGGCUCCCGGCGGCACCGGCAGCAGCUGCGCCGGCUGCACCAGCUGCGGCAGCUGGUCAACGACUUCGGCAGCGCCACGCAGCUGGUGGAGGCGCUGUGCGGCGACUGGUGCGAGCGCUGAGCAGCCGCCGCGCCCGUCAGAGUGGGAGGGUGAGUGCCCGCUGACCGGACGGUCACUACAGGGAGGGCAGCGGCGCGGGUCGGGCGGGCCUGGGUCCGGCUGAGCACGGUUCGUCGGAAGGUCAUCUCAGGCUCAAAACAAACGGUAUAUAUGAUUCGAAGGCUGACGGUGAGCUGAAUCCAAAAUUGUAUUUUUUAUCAUAAUCGAUCGAUGGCCUUUUUUGAAAAUUGCGUUUAAAAACUAUAAUUUUUUAAUCAACCCGAGCAUUCUUGAAAAAAUAAACAUGUUUUUUCGAAUUCCUGUGAAAGCUGAACGC